Glycine soja is the source of this 1772-nucleotide messenger RNA. RefSeq lists its product as uncharacterized. The record is from RefSeq and is a predicted model, not a curated record. NCBI's taxonomy places the organism in Eukaryota, Viridiplantae, Streptophyta, Magnoliopsida, Fabales, Fabaceae. The transcript has 7 exons. The coding region runs from base 169 to 1599 and encodes 476 amino acids.
CCCAAAUCAUUAAAAUCCCUACCGCAAAUCCUUAGAGCGAAGAAAUUGGCGUCUGACAUUCUCCCUCACUCUCUUUUCAGUUAGGGUUUGCACAACGGUGGUGAGGUUGUGGAUUCCCAAAUUUUGAAGGUAAUUUCUCAGAAGCAGAAGAAGUAGUUGGCACUUGAUAUGGCUCGAAGGAAGAGUAUUGCUAGCAGAAAAUUAACUAAGCGUCAGAUGGUACUGGCAGAGAAAGAUCACAAUAAAGGAAAAGCUUCUAAUAGUCAUCCAAUGAAACAACAUACUAGACAUCUAGGACAGACGACUUCUGAAAUUCCACCUUGUGCUUCAUCACAUGCAAUAUCUCGUCCCACUGAUCCAUUUGCUAGGACAUCUGACGUGAUACCUCCCCCUUCAAUACAAGGGAUACACUCACCACAUACUUCACAACCUACAAAUCCUGAUGCAGGACAUACCAUUGAUAUUCUCCCAAAGAUGAGCAGUGCUAUUGGCAGAAAGUUUGUUAGGCAGCAGAUGGCACUGGCAGAGAAAUAUCGGAAUAAAGGAAAUGAUUCUAAGGGUCAUCCAAUGAAACAAUGUACUACACGUCCAGUGCCGAUGACUUCACAAAUUCCACCAUGCGCUUCAUCACAUGCUAUAUCUCGUCCCACCGAUCCAUUUGCUAGGACAUCUGAUGUGAGAGAUCCACCUUCUAUACAGGGAGUGCACUCACCAUGUACUUCACAACCAACAAAUUUAGAUGCAGGACAUACCCUUAGAUCAUUUGUUGCAUUAGAGACACAAAACAACGAUGGCAAGCCAAUUAUAUACCUUAGUGGACAAGGAUUCUUACCUUCACGCCCUGUUGCUAAUGAGAUUGGGGAUAUCCUCAAGAGUCAUUAUACUGAUCCCUGGUCAUCAUGGAAGAAGAUACCAAUUAUAACAAGAGACUUGUGGCUCGGAGAGUUUUUGAGAAAGUUUUCUAUUUGUCCACCGGAUUACAAUUGGGCAAAAAAGAAUUUUGAAAUACAAGGUGCAGCAAUGAUGAAAAAUAUUCUAAAUGAGGCUCGAACCACAAUGAAUAAACCAAAUUGGGUCAAAGACGAUGUUUGGGAGAGAUUAUGUGAGCAUUGGAAAUCUGAAGAAUUAAAAAAGAAGAGCACCCAAGCUAAUAUGAGUAAAGAGACUGGCACCCUUCCUACUCCAUUGGACUUGUUUCGUCUCAAGCAUCAACUUUCGGACAACACAUGGGUGGAUAUACAGGAGGAAUUUGCACGAACAUUGGAACAAUUGACCAAAAGUGCAUUUGCGCAAGGAAAUCCUCCACCAAGUGAGUCAGAUGUCUGGCAUGCUAUAGUUAGAAAGAAGGGGCUUGGAAUGGUAGGAAGGCCUUGCUAUCAUGGCUCAUCUUCAUCAAUGGAGUGGGUAAAAAGACAAGAUUUUGAUGAAUUAAGAAAAAAAAUGAAAGAAAUUAGAAAUGAAAGAGAUAGGCUUCAAAGUAGAGUUGCAAACAUUGAGAGACUUGCCGAGCAUAACAAUGCAUUGAUUCGAGAAUUGAUGGAAAGUAUGAACAAGCCAUCUACAAUAGAUGAAAGUCAAGAUGAGGAUGGGAGUAACUGAGUGAACCAUAAUGACUCAUUGAUGCUGAUUUACCUUUAAUGUGAUUAUGUCUAAAGGCAAAUGUCCUGUACUUUGGAUAUUAAUGUAUUCAUAGUUAAAAAAUUGCUAAUUUAGUGACUGAUUUACCUUUAAUGUGUUUAUCAACUGAUUUGCUCACGUCAGCUACUAAAAAA